AUGAUAUUACGUUUAUGUGCUCAUGGAUCCCUAGUACGCGGACCGUAUACUUUCAAUGGGUUACGUGGUUUUACCGUCCACACAGAUCUGAUUGGAAUUCCGAUUUAUUUUGUUUUUUUAAAUUAAACUUGCAGCUUACUUGGACAAAGAAAUUGAGAAUAUCGAAUUCUUUAGCCGUGGAAAAUUUUUCGUAAAGACUACUUCUGGCGACGACCACUACCGCGAAAGCGACAACACCAUGAGCUGUGACAGUCAGGUGAGUAUAUUCUAUUACGACGAACCGUCGUAUUAAACGAAUUUAAUAACUUUAUAUUUAAAAACAAAAUGUUAAAUUUAUCUUUUGGCAGUCGAAAAAACCGAGACAACACGAUUUCUUGUAGAAUUAAAAUGGGAGUGGGAGGAGGAAAUUUCAGACUUCACGCGGUCCUCGCGUAGGAAAAAAAAUUUAAAAAUAUUGCCUGCUAACAUUUUUGUUUCGUUUUGUAUUCCAUUAUAUGGAAUUUCUAUUUUUCGCUAUCGUUUUAUCGAUCGCCCGGAAACAUCAAGUAACGUCCCGCCGAAUAUCUGUACUAUUAACCUAUUCGUACUAGGAUACCAUGCGCUGUUCGUCAACUUUGUGUUACUUUCACUUCGACCGCCUCGUAUCGGUUACGAAUCCAAGGGAAUCGUGUUUUAAUUUUAUAUUAAUAUUUUAAAUUAAUAAAAAAACAAAUACUUCUUAAACUGCGUCGCUUAGGAAUCUCAAUAUAUUACUAUAUAUUUAGUCAUUUCAGAUGGGGUAGGGGGGGAUAGAUCGUCAAUAAUUAAAAGAACAAAUAAUUGUAUGUAUGAAAUAGAUUUUAGUUAGAUAGUAUUUAGUGUAUUAUAAAUAAUAUUCGUUUUGGAACAAUAGAAAUUAGGUCCUAUAUUGUGAAGCGACCGAGAAAAAGUUAAAUUUAGUUUCUCCUUUUCCACCCUUAUCUUAAAUCAUAUUUAACCACAUUAACCAUAUCAAUACAUGAUUGAUAGAUCAAUAACAUUUAAUUUAAUUUUUGUUCUAAAAAUACAAAUAAAUGUUGAAAAAAAAAAUUUCACCCAACUUUGAGAGUACCGGAAUUAUAAUUUGAACGCACACGAUGACUUCAUGUUUAUCUGUUACUCGUGUAGUAGGUACCUCCUUAUUGUAUUUUUUACGUUCACGAUGACCACAUAAUUUAUUAUAUAUACACGAGUACGUAACUAUAUAUUCGUAAAAAAUAUAUUCCUAUCUUAUUAUAUUCUGCAACAUCAUAUUGUAAUAAACUAUUUUAGAAAUUAUAGUGCAUUAGUGCUCGCGCUGAAACUAUAACCUUUAAUACAAUCUACGGUUGUUUUAUACCGACAAUACGUAUGCGGGUUACAAAUGAAAAACUAUUAGUGCACUUAAAAAAAAAAAAAAAAAAAAAAAGUUAGGUUAUAAUAAUAAUUUUGUGAAUUAAAUAAUAAUAAUAUACGAACGAGAAACUAUGAUUAAUUUGUAUGGUAUAAAAUGAUUAACACUUAAAUUAGGUACUUAUACUAAUAAGAAAACCUCUACAUAUAUUAUGUAUUUAUAAUGCACGCUCAUUAGGAAUGACGCAAACAGAAAACAAUUUUGGAAAAGGGGGGAAUACUGUAUUUAAAAACCCACAGUCGAUUUUCCAUAAAAAUUAACAUUAUGAGGAUUGAAAAUAUCUUUUUACUAUACAGAGAGAUAAUUUUAUUAUAAACCUUGGAGGAUGAUUUUAAGUGAAUUUGAUUUUUGUUUUUUUUAAUUAUUGUGGAAUCAUCAAAGCUAUAUAUUUAAACUAUUUUUAAUUUUCACGCCUCAAAUCAGUAUAUAUUUUUAAUUUUCAAUUAUAAAACCCCUUUUUGAACACUGCAGAUUUCUAAAAAUAUAGACAUAUAUGUAUAACACUAAUAUCAAAUUUACUAUUUAUAUGUGAUAUAAAUGGUUUAAAUCUUAGACCGAAGGAGUAGGCAAAAUUAAUAAAUUUCAUAUCCAUAUUUAGAUGAUAAAUGGUAAAUCAAAUAUAAAUGUUAAACAUGUUAACAUGCUUAGAAACAUAUUCUCUCUACUUGUUUGAAAAUCAAAAGUGUAUGCUUAUGUAAGGUAUAUGUAAUUUUAAAAUAAAGCUCAAACGAAACCACAACGGUUGAAAUAACAGAAAUCAAAUUUACUUAAUGUUCUUCGAGAUAUAAAUUGCUUGUUCAUGUUAAAUGAUCACCCUGUAUAAGUAUGUUUUUACAUUGCCAGUUAACAGCAGUAUAGCAAUGUUUCUAAAAAGAAAUUUCACUGGGGAGGUACUUUAAAGAGGCCGUUUUUCCAUUUUUCUCGGAGUUUUCUCAGCAAAUGUGAAAAACUGGGAAAAAACAUCGGAAAACCGGAGAAAUCGGUAACAUUAAACAAAUAUAUAGAGCCUAUUAAAUUAUUUUACUAUAAUAUGGCGUAUAUAUUAUUGACAAAGCAUCACUAUCAACUGAAUUCCACUCAAAAUCGUUUUUCGCUGAUUACAGAUAUACAUUAAAUUCCCUUUUGUAUUCUUUCCUUCCAACUUCCUAUCUACACCAGUGGCUUCACCCGUCCCCAUUAUCUUACCUUUUUUAUGUUUUUUUCACCAUUUAUUAAAAAUUCAUCAGUACCUAUCUACCAAACGGAUACUGUGUAUUUUAUAUGGAACCAACAUAUUUUUGUUCUCUAUCGUUUAUUAUAAUUGCACGUAAUAUUAUUAUUAUACAAAUGUGCAUUUACUCGUUUAUUAGAGUUUAUUACGAUUUUCUUUGUUCUUCGUGUGAUAGUUGCUCAUGAUGUCAUGCUUAAUGACAUUAUGAUUACAUCGUGUCUAUUCACGUAUUUUUCGAUUAUGGUAGCUUAGUGACGAUAUUAUUCAACAACCUUUUAUCAGCAAGUUAGUAAAUCAACUCUUUGUAUUGUGUUUUGUUUGUUUUAUACCGUGUAAGAGAGGAAUAACGAUUCUUGAUUUGUUUUUUAGUACUGAUUUCUCGCGGGUAUAAUAAUAUAAUAUAAAACACAAGCGAAAAUUGUCCGAACUAAUUAUUAUUAUUAUUCAGGAACGGUGUUAAACUAUCGACCUGCCACCUUUAUAUACAGGUGAUAUCCUGGAGGGCUUCCCAGAAUUUCGGAGGAGGUGCUAUAAAUUACCUAUAGAAAUAUUUUGUAUCCGGCGAGAGAAUUAUGCGGUUUUUUUUUUUUAAUUGCGUAAUAUGUUAAUAUAUAUAUAUAUGUUUAUUUUUUAAAGUGUAUUCUUAGUUUUUAAAUUAUAACUAUAAAAUAUCUAGGUCUAGUUAUUGAUCACCGCUAGACCACCUAACAUGGUUAUACAAUAUGAGAACAAAAAACUCUUAAAACGCGCGUCUCUUUAAUCUCUAAUAACAAUUUCACGAAACUAAACACAAAACUCCUCAUAAAAAUCUUUAAUCAGGCCAAUGUAGACGUAUGGUCUUCAGUCAUAGGACAAUGUUAAAAAUCAGAUAUCAACAAAAUCCAAACCUUUUAAAAUAUUGUCUUUCGCAAAAUCACUAACGCCACUCUAUAUGUUGCUAAUCAAACUCUCCACAUAGACCUAAAGAUUAGAACUGUACAUGAAGAAACAAUAACAUUUUUUAAGAAAUUUUACUCUAAACUCCCUUCUCAUUUCAGUCCCCUCAUAUUUAAUCAAGCAACACCCAAAAUUCCUAUUAACCCACAGAUAUGGCUCAAAAGAAAUUGAAGCCGUGACCUUCUAAAAUAGUAAUUAAAAUAUAAAUAGCAAAAAUAUGUAGUGCCACCACUGGGUGGUUUUCUUCCAUCAAAAACCUCACCUUCUGAAUAUGUAUUUAUCACACAUGCUUAUUGUGCCAAAAAAGUACAGAUUGUAUAUUUCAUAAAUAAUACAAUUAUUGUAAUUAUUAAUACAAUACUAUAAUUACAGUACUAAUAAAAGAAAAUCAAACUGCGUCGUGAUGAAUAAAAUAUAUCACCGUAGUGCACCUAAUAUAAUAUACAACUUAAAAGUAUAAGUUUACUUAUUUUAUUUAAGUUUACCGUAUUUUAAUACGACCUACUUUAUAAUAUGUAAAAAUCGUUAUAAUAGUGCAGUUCAAUAAGGUAACUAACCGUAAAUCACACUAUAUUACAUUCAAUAUUAUUAUAAAUCCGAGAGUUAGUCUACUAUUGAUAUCGUUCCGUUUUGAAAUUACGAAAUUACGCUCAUGUUGAAGUGCAUUUACCAGAGACAUAACUUUACUGACGAAGCCGAACGGACAUGAAGCCAGGAUUUUUUCACGGGACGAGGUGUCUGUAAAAUAAGUUUAUUUGUUAUAUAUAAGCCCACUAACACAAUUAUAUGAAACAAUAUUGUUGUUUUCGAAUUAAAAAAUUUGUUCAGGUUUUGAAAAAUAUAAUAUAUCUCAAGGGGCCACUGUAACAGGCACGGAUCCAGAGCAAAUAUCUGGGGGGGAAGGUCCAAAAUUUUUUUUACAACACAAAUACAGUUAAAAUAUAAUAUAACACAUUAUAUAUAUUAUUUUCUUAUAAAAUUCUCAUACAAAAAUCGGAGAAAUAAUAUGUGUGGAGGGAGGCUAGGCCCCUAGACCCCCUGGAUCCCCCCUGCGCUGUAACAAUCGGAUGUGCAAAGGUGUGAGAUGCGUACGUCCAAUGAUGUGUGCGAGGGAGGGAUGCAUGUAUAUGCCCUCUCCUCCCAUUGGCCUAAAAUUUUAGCAACUAUAUAAGCGUGUCUAGACCUUCAUAACUGGGGACCAAUAUUUCUUAUCUUUUAAAUUGUCUCUUGAUUGAACCUUAACCACUAUACCAUUAACCAUUUUAUCCAACAUUGAUGUUUAAUAAUAAACUCGUUUACAAAGUUACAAUUUAGUUACCAAACUAAUAAUAAUCUAGGAUAAUUUCUGGAAUCUAGUUCACUAGAAUCAAUAAAAUAUAUCACAGAUCCCGCCGAGGAGGCAGUUUAUGAGCAAUUCUGGAUGUUUAUUUAGUAAUUUAAUCUUGAAAUGUAAACAUUCCAGCCAAUAUUUUCUUUUUCAAAAUUUCAAGUAUUAGUUUUUAAAUUUGGCGCAAUGGAUAGUUUUGAAUUAGUUACUCUUUAAUAUUUAUUAUCAAAUUUAUUAGGUACUGUAGACAUUAGUGCCUUAGAAUUCAUAUUGUCGCAAUUAUCAAAAAUAGUAUAGUCGAAAUAUUAUCGUAUUCUACGCCAGUUAUUUGCAAAGGGUGUCCCCUUAACCAGCAGAAUUUUGUACAGUUCUUUUUUUUUGUUUCGUAUUCCAGAUAUCGUCUCUUCUCCAGACAACGCCGUUUACUUUAUCGCCGAUUAAUAAGGACGAUUAUUCUCCGUGGAACAGCGGCGACGCUACACCGUUCAACAGCAACGGUGUAACGUACUCGCCGUCCACUCUGUACACCGCCACUGAUACUGCAGUCACCUCGACCAACGGACUGAACCGUUUGUUUCGGCCAGGUACGGGUGCCAACAACGGUGAUUUCCAGUACGCCUCCGACUGCGAACUGUUUCUGUGCCGCGGCAACGAUUGUGGCGGAUCGGUUCUGUCCGAACCAUUGAUCCGCAAGAAAAAAAGUCAAGCCAUAGACAUCGUCGAUCCACGGACCGGCGAAAAGAUCUUGUUGUGA
Molecule: messenger RNA, 5638 nt
Organism: Cinara cedri
Lineage: Eukaryota; Metazoa; Arthropoda; Insecta; Hemiptera; Aphididae
Source: the annotation of a GenBank genome assembly